Messenger RNA from Cryptomeria japonica (Japanese cedar), 2072 nucleotides. RefSeq names its product UDP-glycosyltransferase 92A1. The coding region runs from base 267 to 1814 and encodes 515 amino acids. NCBI's taxonomy places the organism in Eukaryota, Viridiplantae, Streptophyta, Pinopsida, Cupressales, Cupressaceae. The transcript has a single exon. The record is from RefSeq and is a predicted model, not a curated record. Gene Ontology annotation, molecular function: UDP-glycosyltransferase activity.
UCGUAAGAGUAUUUUUUCUUACGUCAGUGCAUACAUCAUUGAGGCAGUACAGCUGCGUGUGACGAUAAAGUAGUCACAUUGUGUUUCAGAUGAGUCGUACAGAGAACUCCGAAAAUCUACCUCUUAAUAUUUGUCCUCAACGAAACAGGACUACCGAAUCUACCAUAAGAUAACACUUCAUACACGGCUCUCUUGCUGACAAUGCCCUAGCUUUCAUUUGUUAAAAGCAGGGCCCUUUUCAGCUGCUUGGUGCAAUCCUAUCUACAAUGGCGACUUCUGCUGGCAAAAAUCCUUGGGGCGAGCACAUGCAGAAGCGUCAUCAUGUGGUGAUGUUUCCAUUCAUGGCGCAGGGCCACAUCAUUCCCUUCCUCCAACUCUCCUACCUUCUCGCUGCUCGAACCAGAUUCACCAUCACCAUCGUUAGCACUCCUCGCAACGUUCAGACGUUAACACCCACCAUUCAAUCUGCUCGCCAAAAAGACUCCUCCCUUGACAUACGCUUAGCGGAGCUCCCUUUCUCCAGUGCCGAUCAUGGCUUACCACCGCGUACAGAGAACACUGACUCGCUGGCUUUACCACAGUUUCUUACUCUCAUGGAAGCCGCAGAGAAAUUGCAGCCCCAUUUCGAGAAUCUGAUCCGCAAGAUCUGUGCAGAAGAUGGCUGCACUCCGCUGUGCAUCAUAAGUGACAUGUUCCUAGGCUGGACCCUCGACGUCGCCGACAUGUUUGCAAUACCCAGAAUCUGCUUUUUCACCUCCGGUGCUUAUGGCAUGUUGCUUUUUUACUCUAUGUGGAAUCAUUUGCCCCAUACCAAGACUGACACAGAAGAGUUUACUCUCCCAGAUUUGCCUCACGUCUCGCUGCAUCGAUCUCAACUUCCCAUUACCUUAAAAAUGGCAACAGCAACCGAUGGGUGGAGCUUAUUUUAUUCUCGCCAAAUACCCCGCAAUAUGCGCAGCUGGGGAACUGUCUGCAAUUCUUUCGAACAGCUUGAGCACGACCAUUUGGAACACUUCAGGAAAUCCACCGGCAGACCUGUCUGGGUGGUUGGCCCUGUCCUUCCUCCAGAACUUCUGUCUUCCACUCGAUCUGAUGCUGUCUAUGAUAAGUUAUUGCAAGGAAAGGAGGCAGACAGCGAAGCAAUUUUCUGCUUGCGUUGGCUCGAUUCUCAGAAUGUUUCCAGUGUGCUCUACAUUUCCUUUGGCUCCCAAAACACGAUCUCUGCGUCCAAUAUGAAAGAACUGGCACUGGGUUUGGAAUCAAGUGGGCAACCCUUCAUAUGGGUAGUGAGGCCGCCGCUUGGCGUACCGUCGACUGCACAGUUUUCCUCAGAGUUUCUUCCUGAUGGGUUUGAAGAGCGAAUGAAGGCCAAAAAGCAGGGAUUGGUUAUUAAAAAAUGGGCGCCUCAGCGUGUGAUUCUGUCCCAUCCUUCCACAGGAGGAUUUGUGAGCCACUGUGGAUGGAAUUCGACGAUGGAGAGUCUGAGCCAGGGCGUUCCCAUUAUUGGAUGGCCUAUCGCAGGGGAGCAGUUUUUCAAUUCGAAGCUUCUGGAGGAGGAAGUCGGUGUUUGUGUGGAGAUGUGCAGAGGAAAUGAGGGAGAAUUGACGAAGGAGAAGGUGGAGAGGACGGUGAAGAUGUUGAUGUCAGAAGAGAAAGGCGGUCGAAUGAGAGAAAGAGCCGCGGCCAUGAGAGAUGCUGCGAGAACAGCAGUAAAAGACAGUGGAGAUGGAACCGAAAAAGGCUCGUCCAUGCGUGACAUUGACGACAUGAUACAAAAUAUUCUAAACACUUCUUGUGGUUCUCAAUCCUUGUAAAACUCUGUAGGCAUUAAAAAAAUUCUAGUGGUCUUUUAUUUAGUCAAUAAGUCAUUACGAUGUGAAAUUUUUUAAGUAGAAUCAAAUUGUAGAUGGAACCGAGAAGUGAAUGUCCACACAUGGACGUUGACAACAAGGUACAAAAUACUCUUACCACUAUUCGUCGAUCUCGAUCCUUGUAAGACUUGAUAAGUACACAAACUAAUGUUAAUGUCGAAAUCGUUCAUGGACUUUGAAUGGCGAGGAUUUGAGAUCAAA